Staurois parvus is the source of this 887-nucleotide messenger RNA. Lineage: Eukaryota; Metazoa; Chordata; Amphibia; Anura; Ranidae. The record is from the annotation of a GenBank genome assembly.
AUGCCCUGGAUUACAUCACAGAUGAGCUCAACCAGUGUUCUGGACUUUUUUCCCCAUAAGACAACCAUGGCAGUGGACAUUGCUAUGAAGUUCUACUUGGGUUCAACUGCAUUAAAUGGAGACCAUCUGGAAUAUAGGAUUGCUCCUAAAAUGAACAAGCCAUUGAGGCCAUGCAUUCAACCAAAUGACAAAUCCUUGCUAACUGAGUUAAAUCAAGAGAAUAAAGUGAAAAAACGGGUUUCCUUUGCAGACAGCAGAGGUCUAGCCCUUACCAUGGUAAAAGUCUAUUCGGAGCUUGAUGACCCUCUGGAAAUUCCCUUUAACAUCACAGAACUGAUUGACAACAUAGUCAACUUAACCACUUUAGAGAAAGAACACCUGGUUUUGGAUUUUGAACAACCUGCUGCAGAUUACCUGGACUUCAGGAACCGCCUUCAGGCAGACAGUGUUUGUCUUGAAAACUGCACACUCAAGGAGCGGGCCCUUGUUGGCACUAUAAAGGUCAAAAAUCUUGCCUUUGAGAAAGCGUCAAAAUAAGAAUGACGCACAAUUCUUGGCAGAGCUUUACGGACCACGAAUGCUACUAUGUUAAAGACACAUAUGCAGGGACUGAUAGGGACACUUUCUCAUUUGAUCUUAUUCUUCCAGAUGUUAAGCCUCAAGAGAGGAUAGAAUUUGCGAUCUGUUUUGAAUGCAAGGGUAAAACAUACUGGGAUAGUAAUAAAGGACAAAAUUACCGAAUUGUUCGGUCUGACUUUCAAAAUCGCCACUGUGAACCUGAUUAUAACGCUUCUUUGGAUCAGUUCGGGAGUCCCAGGUGCUCUUAUGGCAUAUUCCCGGAGUGGUCUAGCUACUCUGGGUUUGAUAAACAAGGGCCCUACUACUAA